CUUUUAUAAUUAUUCACAUACAUACAUCUCUACUCAUCCAAUUCCCACAAUUUUCAAAAUGUUCGCCAAGAUCUUUCUUGUAGCUCUCGCAGCUUCUCCACUCGUUGCAGCCCACGGCAAAGUCUCAGUCGUUACUGGUGAUGCUGGCGGAAAUACCACUGCCCUUGGAAUUCAAGGUGGUGUCGUGCCUGGCGCUGGUCAAAACGACAAGACCGAAGUCGAUACCACAAUCUUCAACCAGCUCGACGCAGCAUCAGACGGUCUUGGCAGAACAGAAGGACAGGGAAAGAACACUCUGGACGGCAUGACUGAUGUUGUUGCCCAAUCCGGCUCAACCUUACCUCAAGUCAGCUCUUCCGGCGGCAGCCUUUCUGGAACAUUGCACAUCGUUACCACUGAUGGUGCUGGCCCUUAUACUGCUAUCGUCGAUCCUACCGGAACAGGCUCUUUCGCUUCUGGCACAGAGGCAGAGGUGACUCAGCAAGUCCCAGGUACCUUUGGAGAAAUCUUGCCAAAUGGUAAUACUCUUCGCUUGAGAAUGCUUGCCAAGAUGGGACUUGCAAAACGUGCACAAAAUGUGAACAAGGACUAUCCCUUCUCCGUUGCCAUCCCAGCCGGAACCACCUGCACUGGCACAGUCGGUGGUCAAUCAGGUGUCUGCUUGGUCAAGAUGGCCAAUCCAAACCCUGCUGGUCCAUUCGGAGGCGUCUUUGCUAUGCAGGUCGCUUCUGGUGCAGGUAACUCCACCUCGACAACCAGCGCCAAGACUGCCAAGAUGUUGAAGGCCUAGAUGGAGAUGCAGGGAGCAAAAGGGUCAAGAGAGAAGAAUUGGCAUUCUUGAUGAGAGCCUGGGUGGGAUCGCUUGUAUAUUUUGUGUUGAUAUUGAU
Mollisia scopiformis is the source of this 887-nucleotide messenger RNA. Its product is annotated as cell surface protein. The transcript has 4 exons. The record is from RefSeq and is a predicted model, not a curated record. The coding region runs from base 59 to 790 and encodes 243 amino acids. Lineage: Eukaryota; Fungi; Ascomycota; Leotiomycetes; Helotiales; Mollisiaceae.